This is a messenger RNA of Zeugodacus cucurbitae (melon fly), 1491 nucleotides long. Its product is annotated as probable sodium/potassium/calcium exchanger CG1090. Gene Ontology annotation, biological process: calcium ion transmembrane transport; intracellular calcium ion homeostasis. NCBI's taxonomy places the organism in Eukaryota, Metazoa, Arthropoda, Insecta, Diptera, Tephritidae. Bases 150 to 1469 code for a protein of 439 amino acids. The transcript is spliced from 7 exons. Gene Ontology annotation, molecular function: calcium channel activity; calcium, potassium:sodium antiporter activity. Gene Ontology annotation, cellular component: membrane. The record is from RefSeq and is a predicted model, not a curated record.
AAAAAUAUUACCACGUCUGUAAUAUUCAUCCUCAAUGACAAGUAGGAAAAAGUAUAAAUUUCGACAGCCAUUUCAAAAACAAAAGCUUCACCAGACAUAAUAACAAAUUCUCUACAAUUUCCCUUUAAAGAUCACUUAUUAACGGAGGAAUGGAUGACAAUUGCACGAUAACUGGUAUAGAAAAAUUCCCACAUUUAUUUACUGAUACAACGGAAAACUAUGAACUCGUCAUUGCCAGCUUUGCCAUCAGUUUGUACGCCUUUUUGGCGCUCGCCAUGGUAUGCGAAGAGUACUUGGCAUUCGCCAUGAUUGAGAUCUGUUAUCGACUCGAUAUGACGAUUGUUAUGGCCGAUGCCACGCUAUUGGCGUUCGGCACGUCAUUACCCGAACUGUGUAUUUGCAUAAUAUGCAUUAAUGUGGCCAAAACGAAUGCGGGCUAUUGCAUGGUGCUCGGUUCGGUGGCUUUCGAUAGUUUCGCUGUGGUGGGCUUGUGUGGUUUAGUCGCACGAGAGCGCCUGACGCUGGAUUGGUGGACUACUAGUAGAGAUUGUGGCGGUUUCUGCUUCGCUGUUAUUGGCUUCGUGGUUUUGACACUGGUUGGCACAAGCUGGUAUAUCAAAUCAAUGCUCUUGAUAACUUUCUAUGUUAUCUAUAUAAUUUAUCUAAGCUGUGAUAAGUUCAUACAAGAUCAGUUACGUGAUUUGAAUGAUGAAACACCGCGUAGAGGUUCUAAAUGUUUUCGUACGUAUCCUGCCAUCGUGCCCGUUAUGCGUGAAAAAUUUGCUAAAUAUGGUGAUGACGAGACUUUGGAAAUCACAUUACAUCCCUGUCGUUGGCCUAAGUCUGGUUUGGCGGUGAAAGUGCUUUGGAUUAUCUCUUGGCCUUUGCAAGUCUUAUUCAUUUUGACAAUACCGGAUUGCAGGCGUAAAAGUGCAAGAUCUUGCUUCGUGCUGACAGUGUUGAUGUGCAUCAUAUGGGUCAUGUUAUUAUCCUACAUAGUUACUUGGGCCGUUACAAUAUUUAGUUAUCAACUCCGCAUACCCGUAUCAGUAGUUGGUCUCACAUUGUUAGCAAUCGGCGCUGCGGCACCCGACAUACUCAGUUUUAUACUGAUGGUACAUCAAGCUAAUAGCGCCAGAGGUAUAUAUUAUGCGUGGACAAUCAAUAAUAUAAAGAUGUUUCUCUAUCUCGGCGUUGCUUAUACGUUUGAGGUUAUGUUGGAUCUGUUGUGGCCGACGAAGUUUCAUAUAAUCCCGCUAUCGAUGAAACUGAUCUUCAUGACCGCCUUGCUAUGUUUUUGUUUCUUUAUUAUGUAUAUUUUUUUGUUGGGAACACGGUUUGUUAUAAACCGUUGGAUUGGUUGUAUUUUCAUAUUGAUUUAUUUCGUCUAUAUUAUUAUUUGUACUUUUAUACAAAUUGAAUGGGGUAAGAUAGUGAAUAAACCUUUUUGUGUACAUGUGGAAAUGUGAUAAAGACAAUUGAGAUCGCUUA